CGGAACGUGAAGGCGGAUGGCUGCAUCUCUACCUGCUUAAGGUUUCGUCUCAACUUAGUGGAUUAUUACGAGCAGUUUUCUUUAACCAAUACGUGUAGGGGUGUGAGAAGAACAAAACAAGAUGGUGAUGACAGUAAGUAACAGGAACAGCGGUGAGACGAAAGAAGAUAAGAAGUCUACAGGGCCAAGUCCUAGCAAUGGCCACGUCUCUGGUCACUGCGACGACGCCGAGAAGGAUGGUGAUAGUGGGAUGCGCGUUGGGAAGGCGUUCCAGGCAGAGAUCCCGUCUAUGCUGCCGUCCCACGAGCGCCGACCUGAGCAGUGUCCUGAGAGAGCCCUGUUGGUGUGGGCGCCCAAACUAGAGCUCAACGAGGAGAGCCGUGAGUAUUCUUUUGAACAAUACAUCUGGCUAGCGAAAGACAAAUACGGGUAUAAUGCUGAACAAGCUCUUGGCAUGUUGUUUUGGCAUCGGCAUGACCUAGAGAAGGCAACAGCAGACCUCGCAAACUUUACACCCUUUCCAGAUGAGUGGACCACGGAGGAUAAAGUCCUUUUUGAGCAAGCUUUCCAGUUCCAUGGCAAAAGUUUUCAUAGAAUUAGACAAAUGUUACCUGACAAGACUAUAGCACAGUUAGUGAAAUAUUACUACUUGUGGAAGAAGACUCGGCAGCGUAGUUCACUCAUAGACCGACAUGCUCGCAAACACACUGCCAAGCUCCAGCAAGUGUCAGAGGGUGGUGUAGGAGACAGCAGUGGAGAUCGUUCAGAGGAGGAUGAGGAGGGGAAGAAUGGAGAGGAGACCAAGACCUGCUCCAACUGUACCAUCCCUGCCUCAGUGCUCAAUGAGUCACCCAAGGGUCUUCAGUGUUUCACUUGCUACAACCACUGGAAUAAUUGUCAAGUGAAUAGACUGGGAUUUUACAGGAAAACGGGCAGCUUACGACCAACUGUGGGACCCAUGAAGAGAGACAAGCAGUUGAUAAAACACAAACGCCGUCCACCUCGUGGCAUGCAUAUUAACCAUGAAGACUUAAUGGCCAUGGUAUCCUCUGGCCCUCCCGGUCCCCCAGGGACCCUCACCCCCGGCCAGCAGUUGUUGCGUCACAUGGAGAACGAGGUCAUUGCUCUCAAGCGCCAGGUGCAAAGCAACAAGGCUCAGAUCAGUGGCCUCCGGAGUAAAAUAGCAGAUGAUGGGAUAACUCCGUACCGUCCACCAGCACAGGCAGGACCUACCAAGGCCAAAUGGUCACAGGAGGAACUUCUAUUGGCAGUUCAAGCUGUUCGGUACUUUGGAAAGGACUUCAAGGCAAUCGCAGAAAUUGUGGGCAACAAAACAGAGAAUCACGUACGCAGCUUCUUUGUAACAUAUCGAAAGCGUUAUAACUUGGACGGCGUCUUAAGAGAGUGGGAAGAAGAACACGGCCCGGUAAAGGCAAAUACAGACGAGUAACUGAUUUAUAGAAGUGGAAAGCCUAGUACCAUAAAACCUUGUAGUUAUUAUGUGAAGGAAAAGAAGAAUGUAAGUUUGUUGCUUGAAUGUUAUGUUUGGCGUCUUUUAUGAUAAUUCAGGGAAAAAAAGUACUCUCAACCACUUGUGACACAGAUUAAAGCAGGGGAGAAUAUUGUCCAGAAGUAGUCCAUAAGGCUCCCAAAAUUGUUGAGUGGUUGAGUUUAAUUUCAUAAUACUGUAGAGGGGAAAUCAGUAGUAGAGACAUUUUAAUUAUUUACCUCAGUUACAUGCAGACUACAAUGUUUCAUGUAAUAGAACACAUUCAUAUUUACGUCCUCUUAGUUGAUUUUGGGAUUUUGUUUGUGAUCUCUUCAAUCUUUAUUAUUUAUCUUCACCAUUACAGUGUUGUACAGUAUAUCACUUUUCUUCUGUUUCUUUAUUGAAAUAGUGAAUCUCUGCCUGAGCUACUGAUUAAAAUUGCCAGUCUUUGAUGAAGAGCUUUAAUGGUUUCACCACCAGAAUGUCCCAGUGAAGAGUACAGUACAGUACUAAUUUUGUGGAGAUAAUUACAUCACCAGCUGUGUAAGUGGGCUGUGUCCAAAAAAACUAACACAAUUUUUAUUCAUUCUUUAGUUGUUUUUUUAUUAAAAUACGGCAAAGGUGUAUAUAUCUAUCAAUGCUUUAUUAAGCUUAGGAUUGAUAGUUUAAUGGAAACAUAAAUGAGGAAAUUCAUAUAACUCAUAUUACAGGUAUUAACAUUUUGACAUUUACGUAAAAGUCGGAGGCAAAUAUGGCAGUGUGAUUUAAAUCUUGAAAAUUAAUUUAUCCAUAAUGAAAGAUGUGUUUUCUUAAUAGAUAACAGCACACUGUAUAUGCUGAUGUUUGUGUUAAGAAGGAGCUCUCUAGGAUAUUAUACAGUACAGUACAUGUACAGGGGUGUUUAAAAAAACUGUUUUGCAUCUAUACUCUUGGCAUACAUGAAAAAGUUCCUUGUAUUGUAAUAGGCAAUUUCUUAAUCUUCAAAUACAGUUCAAGAUUUGUUAUGCAUGAUGUGUGUGUAUCCAGUGAGUCAGAUGCUCUCCUGUGUUAGGACAUGAUAGGCAGGACCUACUCAACUAGCUGGGUGAGUCUUGUUAUGGUGUCUUAUUUAACCUUAAUACUUGGAAAUAAUCAGAGUAACAUCAGUGACAGCUUAGAAAUCAAACCCACAUUAAAGGAUAAAGUUCUUUUUAAAACAAUACACUUCUGAUGCCCAUUGGAAUUUUUAGAUGAGUUCAAGAAUAUAAUCUCAAUCUUGCACUUGCAACUGACAAGAGUGACAGUGAGUAUAAGAGCUAUAUUGUUUAUAUAUGAUUUUUCUGUCUUAAUAAGGGUUAGAUUUAAAGGAUUAAAGUUACAGGUGUAAUACAUGCAGCUCGGUCAACUUUCCAGGUGAUAAGCCAUUGAUUUUUAUUGCCAGAAAAUGUUGUUCUCUGAGCUACUGUGUCACCAACACUAUUUAGAAAAAUUUAUUACUCCACUUUGUGGAUUGUAUAUAUUGUACAAGACUAUAACAUAUAAUUUAUUUUAUUAUAUAAUUUUGUAUGUUCAGCUCAUUUGUGUUGUCCAUACUCAGUGUACAGUAUCAUGAAGUCAACAGUUCCUUCAUGGCCAAGUUGUCAGUUGUCUCCCUCCCUCUUGAAAUGGGUUUAUAAUUAUGGCUUUUAGUAAAAUGAUAAAGUUCAAGUAUACCAAAGUGGCCACCACUGUCUUGUUAUAAAAUAUCCAAAAUAAAGUGUAAUUUCUUGAACUGUGAAGAGUGUUCUCCUGUUGCCCCACAGACAGUACUUGUCUGUAAUUUAACUAUAUUUAUGUGAUUUGUUUAUUAUGUAGCAUAUUUUAUUACACAAGUGAUAAAAUCUCCACAUUUUGCUUUUAUUCUUUGAAAGCUUCAGAUUUUCAUUUCACACAUUAGUAUUCAUUACAUAUCUGUAGAUGAUCACCUAAGAAUCUCCAUCCCAGCUUAUUUCACCUAAAGAUUAUCCACCCUAAUUCUAACCUAACCUAACUUAUCCGAACCUCAUCCCCCCAGAUAGUGUUAGGGUGGUUAAUCUUUAGGUGAAAUAAACUGGGGUGGAAAUUUUUCAGGUGAUUGCAUAUAGGUGUUAAAACUUUCACCAGUACAAGUGCGUAUAUGAAUCUACAUUUUGUUAAAACUUGAAUCACCGUGUCUCUGGUCAUAUGGUCAUAACAUUUUACAGGGUGCCAACCAGAAAGGUGCAAUGACGCUUAUCAACCAAAAGUGUUUCAAUUGAUAGUUGUCAGAGAGUUGUAUGCCCUCUGUCCUCAAUGGUGUAUUAUUGUCUCUUUGGAAAGUUGGAGCUCAGAUAUUGAAUGGUCAGGCGUGAUUCGUAUCCUACUUCGAAUACUGUACUUUAAUGCUGUUACAGAAUCUGUGAAGAAGCAAUAUUUCGACAUCGUUAUUAUUACAGUAUUUAAUCGUUAUUCCUCAGUACCUACCUGAAGUGUGUACAACUUUAUUUUAUUUUAUUUUAUACAUCAUAGCCCUUUCCUUCCUAAUGCAGGGUGUUGAGAAACAAGAGAAAAUACUUAAAUUUUUUCCUUUUAUUUUUUUUUUCUUUCAUCCAUUCUUACUGCUGUCAAAGAUAUAUUCUUCUAUGGUAAAUACACUUUCCACAACAAGGCCCCAUAAUCUGUUUUAAUGGUCACACAUUAGCCAGUAGUACACUUCAGCUGCCUGUCCUUUUUCGUACACACACUGCCGGCUCUUGAAUCUCUGCCCCCCCUCACUUCUAGGGCGUCCUUUAUGCCGGUCUUCAAUCUCCUGAGUCUUGGUCUUCUCACCUUUUUACCAUCUAUUUCUUGAAUUAUUUUAUUCCUUUACCAAUCUUACCUUUAUCAUUUUCACAGUAUUUCCUUUAAACCUCAGCAAACCCUGAUCAGCUUUCUGUCUAGAGCUCAUGUAAUUUCUGUAUCUGUCUCUUUAUCUCUCUCAUACAAAGUAGAGAGAAAGGGGAAGACUGAAGAGGUGGAAGGAUGGGGUGGAAUAAGUUUUAGAAGUGAGGGGGGAUGGAAGUACUACAGGGAGCAGCGCGUGUAACUAAUGAGAGAAUAUAACAUUGCUUGGUUUUCCUGUAUGUCACAGCAUUUAGAGUGAAGGGGCGGGAGUUUUGGUUCUUGAUUCUGGCCUUUUACAUUAUGAUAUGAUAAGGCUUGUGAGAGUAUUGACACACACACACACAUUUCCCCAGGGUUUUAAAUGCUACUGUAUCUCCUUUACCGGAAAAAGCAUAAUAGUUAAUUUAAUGAUCUUUGAAAUUUUUUUUUUUCACUCACAAUAAUGUAUAAGACAUUUUCUCAGGCUUCAUUGAUCAUCUGAACAUCAAGUAUAUUUCAUCUUCUCAUCGUACCAUCAGUAAGCAUUUGUACAUAAUUACAUCACACAUCUUAAGACUGAUGAUAUAUUCCUAUAGGCAUUUCAUUAAACUAUCAUUGUCAAUAUCUUUCUUUGUUUUGCACUCUGAUAACCCCGUUUUAUAUAUUGUGUGUUAUCGUAGCAAACUCAUCAUCAUAUCAUUAAAUGUACUUUGUUUUUAGUCUUAUUUGCCAUAAAUUGCUCAUGUGAGAACUUAUGAUAAGGUGUAUAUGUAUUUUGAUAAAUCCCCAGGAGAAUUAUUGUAAUAUUUCUGACAGUACGGUUUAAGGCCUUUGACCUAUCUGUGUCUGUAUCAUGGUUCAUUAUACUGUAUUCAGGGUAAUUUUUUUUUAUUUGAGAAUGAUCCUAUAGUACUUCAGAAUCUUAAUGAGAGCCUGCGAUUCAGUGAAGAAGAAAGACGAAAUGAUAUAGACUUGCCUUUUCCAAGUACGUAGUAAUUAUUUGUAGAUUACAGUUGUGAAGAGAUGAUUUAGUGUGACAUGUAUACGUAUAUUGCCAGGCUGAAGGUUUUGUGAUGGAGCAGUUUCUUGUUAAUGCAAGAACUGUAAUUACUAUUUUAAAAAUUUUCUGUGUGUGGAACAUUGACAUUUUACAAUGAUUACUUUCUUUCACUACUUUAUUUAAACUUUAUUAUUAUUUUAUUUGUACAGUAAUGCAUGACUCCAUCAAGGGGAUGGUUGUGACAAUGGCCUUUAGCUGCCCUGAUGCUUCUUCCCUCUUUACUCUUUAUGUUCACUUGCCAGUUUUCUCAAUUAUGUUUUCCUCCAUCUUCAUCUCCUUGAUAUCAGACUAAAAAUACCUUCAUUUAAUAUCAGGGGAAUUAUGCAGCAUUAGUGUUUUGAGGAUACUAUGUAUUUUACCCCAUAUGCCCAUUAGAGAUAAACAGUGAGUUGGUCACUGCUUAUCACUCUCAGCAUUGGCAAUCAACUCCGUAAAACUGACUACCAAAUGAUUACAGUAUGUGAUUAGUCACUUAAUAUUCAGGAAUAAAAAUGAUAUGCUAGCAGUACUGUAUAUACUGUUUUACACUCUACUGAGUUACUAUUUCACUCAACUUUAUUUUCAAAUAAUCACUUAAAAGACACUUUUGUUACUGUAUUCAUUCUUGAAUUUUUUAAACUGUGUCCCAGUAUUAUUAAUGUGCAGACAACAAAUAAACCAUCCCACAGAAGUAAUUAAUACUGUAGUGUAUAAAGCCCUGGUAAAACCCUUACUCUGGGUAACUGUAACAUUUCUCACGUGGAAACCAAUAGAAAACAAAGUCUCGUCUUCAUCCUGAUAACAUUAACCCCCUUGUGUAUGGGGUCCUCCCUCUGCUGAAUAAAAUCAUCUGACAUUAGUCAAAUAAAAUUUUAAAAAUGGCAUCCCAGUAGUGAAGGGGUUAAUGUUAGUGAUAAUAUAGUAUACUGUCUUGGUUAUUUAUGUCUCCGCCCAUUAUGGAUACAGCAAGUUUCAGUAAUUUGUUUGACAGCUUUCUUUUAUUGUUAAUAAUUUUACUGCAUUUAGUAAGUGCCAUUUAUUCUUAACAUUGUUCAUUAUAUUUUUUAUAAUGAUCUUUCUUUGCCAGAUAUAAUUAAUUUUGUGGGUAAAAGUUCUCUCAUUUUCAAUAUUUCUCUGAAUAGUUCACACACUUGUUAGUAUGGACUCUGUGAAAUUCAUAUGAUGUUAGUGUAAUGUAUAUUGUUCUAAUGCUCCCUGAAAGAAUCAUGAUGGAACUUUACACAAAUAUGUAUUAGAUGAAGAGAAUAUGUCACCUCUAAAUAUAGGAUGACAUGUCAAAGGUCAAUAUUGUAGACCAGGUAGAUCAACCAGUCUGUUGGCUUCAAUGCUUCUCUAAACAUUUUCUUAAUUGUAGUCUUCAACUCUAUACUUUUUAACUUUCCCAAUAAUUACAUUAUAGUAAAUCCUGUCCAAUGAGCAAUUUGUAAGUCCACAGCCCAUUGAAUUGUAGUACAAAAUCUGCACAGUGCUUGCAAUCCUGAGCCUCCUGCAGUGUGAAACUGAAAUACUUGUAUACACGAGAAAGUUUAAAGUGUUUUCUGGCUUAAUAACUUGCUAAUGUUUUCUUGUACUACAGGAUGUUUAUAUGAUGGAGUUUCCUUGCCUUCAAAGAAUCCACUCCUCCACCCUCUCCAUUCAGACAGGAUUUAUUUAUAAAACCAUUUGGGUAAAUUAUCCACCAUUUCCCCAACCCCCCCCCCCCACACCCUCAUCACAACUAUUGUCCCCAAAUUAGGUGAGAUCAGGUGCAACAGGUAGUGACAGAAACAGAUGAUUAGUGGUGAAUGGCCCUGGGACAAAAAAAGGCAGAGUCAUAGCUUUGGUGUGAAGUGUGAUGAUGAGCCAGACACAGUUUAAAAAAUUACUGCCCCCUAAGGACAGCUGUUGUACCCAGUCUCCCUUGUUUGGAGCCAGUGGGUGGGAGAGGGAGAGGUGGGUUAUAACUUUACCUAAAUUAGAUACAUUUGAGUGGUAGUGAGAACAUAGAUUAAAAAAAAAUCACAAUCAAUCCCCAUUUUUCUAGGGAAAUUAUAGCAUUAAUCGGUAGAAAGGUAUUCAAUCCUCCUCAAGUAAACAUUGUGUAUUACUUAAAAUCACACUACAUUAAAACACCCUUUGGAUACUGAAAGUUCAUACAUCAGGAAGGCUUUUUCCAUGAGUUUAUAGGGAAUCAUUAGGGAUUCAUUCUGGGCAGUCUUUCCAAACCUUUUCCUAUCCUAAAAACAUGUGAACAAUAAUAAUAAAGGUAUGUAAAAAGAUGUAAAGUAAACAAAUAAUAAUAAUAUAAUAAGCAAUAAUUCAGUUGAAAGAAAAAAUAAUAAUGUGCCGGAGUGACAGCACUAGGAUCCCGCUUCCUCUAUCAAGGAAUAAACAAUUGAAAUUGAAAUUGAAUGCCGGAUAGGAAAAUAUUAGUGACGUUGUAAAUGUUAAAAUUGGUUGUGAAAGGGUUAUCACUACUCUUGUAGUUGCACUAAAGUUACAAUCAUGUCUAUAACUCUUUUAAUAUUACAGUACUGUAUAUAAUAAUGAAAAACUACGGUUUUGGGGUCAAAGUUGUGAUUCACAUAUUGGGCCUCUGCGAGCUAAUGCUCUCUAACACUCGUACAUCCCAGAUUACCCCCUAAAUACUGUGCAUGUAUCUCAGCAGGGUGUGUAAUGUAAGAAUGUGGAUAAGCUAUGUGUUAAGAUGGAUGGUAUUGAGGUACAGGUAGUGCAGGUCUUUCUCAGUGAAAGGUGAUGAGGUGUGGUCACUUACAAGUCUCUAGGGUGCCCCCCACUAGUAGACGGUCCUCCUCACCAACAAUCUACUAAGGCCUUGUUAAUGCAACACAGUAUAAAUAAGUAACACUAGAGAGUCCUGCUGAAUCAAUUUGAGGGAUUAUUUGUGGAAUACUAUACAGUACUGUAUUGGCAUAUGUAGUAGACCUGUCCUCUCCCCCACGUCCCAACUAUUUUUAUAUCUUCUCUCAUUUUGCUUCGUUCUUGAUGUUUUCACCAUAGACAUGGUUGAUUUAUAAAGAGCAAUAUUAACUUCAAUGUGACUGUAGGAGUGUAACUCCUGUACUUUGAUUAUUGUAGAUCACCCAUAAAUGUCUUUGCUCCUUUCCACAUUAAAAUGGAUUGCCUUUAUUAUUAUGUAUGUGAUAUGGCCUCUUCCUUCUCAGGUUUUUGUCCCAAUGACACUUGUUUUGUGUUACUUCCUUGAAUUAGUUAUACAGUCUCUCCUCUACUUACGACAACCCGGAUAUACGACGGCCAUGGUCGUAUAAAAUAUAUUUCACAUUACGUAUUUUUGAGUCCCGAUGCUAGUGAUCGCGCUGUGGACUCACAGAAUUUUAGUUUGUAAUUCCCUUUAAAAUGGCUGGCAAGCGUAAAAGUGAGAGUUCUCGUGGUGCUGAGAAGAAAAAGAGACACCCAUUUUAGAAUUUCUAUGUAUUAUUUUUGCCUUUUCGACUUAUGACCAAAUUGACUUACGACCUGGUCGUCGGGACGGAACCACUUUGUAAGUCGAGGAGAGACUGUACUGUAUUUGAGGGAGUGUGACUUCUCCUCCCUAUGUAAUCAGGGGUGAAAUAAGCAGUACAGUAUUUCAUUGUAUUUUGCAACAGAAAACUUAUGAAGUGCAGCUGAAAAUGUGAAAUCACAUAGCAAUGUUUGUGAUUCAUUCAUCAUUGCAUUGCAAGUACAGUAAUGUAAUUAAUUUUUCCAAAUGAUCUCGUCCCUUGGUGUUGCUAUUUCACACACACACAUAGUUGCCCUUAAAAAGUUUUGCAUGUAAGGAAUUUUUUAACAACCAGAAGGAUCAUGAGCUCCCUGAUUGGACUUGUCAUUGGUGAUCCAACAGUAGUGCCUGAAGUUUGUGUAUAGUGUAUUGUACAGGGAUGCUACCUGGUUGGUUGACUGAUAAACUCAUUUUAACAGUUCUUUAUAUAAUUCUUGGUAAAAUAAUAUCCUCUGGGAUUACUAUCAAAAGUUCCUGUGAGUGUUGUGUGUAUCUGAGUAUUGGUGCUGAGAGCCACUUCAACCUUAGGAUUUGGCAGGGAAUCUGUGUUUAUCAUAUACUUGUGGUACAUGACUGGCAGAAAAGUUGGGAUGUAUAGCUCAUGUGUUGAGUCAUACAGCACCUGACAUCUGUGUGUGAAGCGCAGAUUAAGUGCCAUGAGCUGUAUAUCACUUGAUAGGUGAUGUGAUGUCCGGGCUAUAUGUGUUGAGUUCUGUUGCAUAAUAUUUGCCUUGAAGUAGAGGUUUCACAUGCAGGUUGUGAGUGUUUGAUCCAUAGUGCAUAUGACUUUUAGAUGUGUAUUGUGUAUUAAGACACACUACAUGAAUUACAAUAACGGGAUAAUAUGCUGGUCACGUUUACUGAACCUUCCAGUGCGUGACGAGAAGUAGAGAUGUAACAUACAGGUAAUGUGUGUUGAGCCAAGCUGCUUGUGAUAGUAGUAGAGGUGUAAUGUUCUGAGCACAUGCAUUGAGGUACACAGUGCAUGACUUGCAGUAGAGGUGUUAUGUAAUAUUAACAGUAAACCUUAGGGAAUUCCUGGCAAAUUUAUUUUGGGUAAAACCAAUACUGUACUAUAAUUGCUUUCAAGCUGUGCAAAUAGAUGUAUUUUGUAGUCUCACAGGAAAAUAGAUUAGAUUAUUUAUGUUGACUAUUUAUUUGACAUAUACAGUACAGUACAUAAGUACUGUAAUGUAUGAAUGUGAAUAUUAAACAUUAGAUGAUGCUCACACCCCAUGGUUAUUGUAUGAUUCUCAUCAGUGGCAGACUUCCAGCUCACUUGGAUACAUAGGACUUAAUGGGUAUUUUCUGCUGAGUAAGAGACGUGGUGAAGAGUUGCAGUCUGGUAAAAACGUUUUUUCACUUACUCGUAGGUAAUGUGGCAAACUAAGUUGAAAAGUUUCAACAAGAAUUUUUUUGGAAAUUACUAAUCAGUACAGUACAGUACUAUACUUAGUCUACUGCAUAACCAAGCCUGUACAGCUGUAGGAUUAGAGCUGUGUCUCAUGGAUUGGGCAUCCAGUGUUACCAACUAAGCAAUGUUUCCCUAAAGAAGAAUCAAUUAUUACUGUAGUUCCUUUCAGUUGCAAUAAGUAAUGAUUUUAGUUUGCUCUUAGAGUACAUACCAUUUUUCUAUGCAGUAUAAGGCCUUGAAGGUUUAUAUUAUUUUUUUAUUUUGUUUUGUUUUGAUAGAUAUCUGUAUAAUAUUUUAUUGGGGUCUUUUUGCUGUACUGUAUGUGUUAAUGUUAGCAAACUGGUAUCAGUACUGUACAGUAUGUUGUGAAGGUAUUUUGUCCAAACGUUUUGACAGUGUUAUGUUAACACCAAAUAGCUGUUUUAAUCCAUUUCAUAAUCAUAAUUACUAUUCAGGAAUAACAAGGGCUGUUUUUAUUACCACUGAGUUGAUAAGAACUCAGUACUGAAAUAACUUUGUAUAUCACAACAAAUUAAGAGUGAAAUAAUGUACCUGUAUAUUAUAACUCACUUGAAUAUUAUACUUUCAUAAAAAUCCUUUUUAUCUUGCUUCCCCUUUUCAGAAAAAAUCCUAGUUUCUAGGGUAACCAAAUUAGUUGCUCGUUUGAAGCCUAAAUGAGAUUAUCAGUCUUGGUGACAAUAUAUGUACAGUAGUUUGUAUUGUGUGUUUCUCCUUGCAGUUGUAGCCCUCUCCUGUUGCUCUAUACAGUACCUGUUUCAUGUACCACCACUCUCCCUUUAUAUUUCCUUUUUUUAUUGAGGUCUGCUUCCUAUGAUUCACCAUUUGCAAAAGUAAGAGAGGAUAAGAGAUAAUACAGUAGUUAGGUCUCAUGAUGUGAAACUUAUGUAUAUGAAUAUAAAUUGGAAGACAUUAGAAAAAUACUUAACUACAAUCAGUACGUACUGUAGUGAGAAUUGCCUAUUACAGUAUUUUUCAGUACAAGCAACUGAUGCUGUUCUCAGCUAGCAGGCAAGGUAGGAAGCUUUAGGCAGGAAAUAUGACAGAUUGACUCACCAGUGUCCAAGAAUAACCAAUGAAGACAGUUACAGUAUUUAAAUCUAAUCUCACCUGACUCAGAUAAUAUUGUACAGUAUUUGUUAUUUGGGUUGACUAUGUAUGGCUGUGUUAAGCUUCACUCUAGCUCUGUUGUUAGAUAUUUGCUGUGUUGGAAGGUUUCAUAGAUUUGUACAUAUUUACAAAUCAAACGUAUAGAUUGGCUGAAAUACAAUCAACUGUGACUUCUAAAAUUCGAGUAUGAUUUUUUCUGAUUUGAAGAGAUAUAAAUUUUGUCUUGACUUUUCAUUUGUUUUGUAACUUCCUGGCUCGGUUAUGAGUUUACUAAGUAAUACAGCAUUUGUCUAUAAGUGCAACAACAUCAUACAAAAAAAUAAUUGCAAAUUGGUUAUGUUUUUCUUGGUACAGUAUUGACAUUUGAGUACAAGAUCAGGUAUGUCAGUUUAAAUUGUCUGCAUCCAAAAGGUUUAAAUAUGAUUAAAUUGAUGGAUGAAGAAGCAUUUCCCCUGACUAUAACUUAUCUUGUGCAAUAAACAUGAACCUAAAAUUCACUAGGAAUAAAGUCUGAUCAUUGUGAUGGACAUUUACAACAAAACAAAUGAGAAAUGCUGGAGGUAUAUUCUUCUCAAUGAUACGAUCAGUCUUCAUUCAUUCUGAUUUUUAGGUUCCUUUUUAAUGCACAUCCAAAAAUAUAUAGUACAGGUAAUCAUAUAGUGUACUUGAAUAAAAAGAUUACCCUGUAUUUGGUGUUCUCUAACUUUCCAAUUUCUUUGUGUUUCAUUAAUCUUUCUGAGAAUAACUUGACACAUGCCACUUUCAGAUGUUUAUAAUAGUUCCUUCACUGAAGUAUAAUUGUAAUCCAGUAAUAACCUGAGACCAGUAAUAAUCUGAGACCAAUAAUAACCUGAGACCAGUAAUGACCUGAGAUGACUUAUUUGUUGUUGUUGUGUUACACGUUGUUGCUCUUAUUUUUGGUGCCUCCUUACAUUGUCUCAGUUAUUAUUAAAAGUUUCCAAAGGUUUGUCACAUAAAAUAAUGUUACAGCAAUAUUUGUAUACCGACACCAUGUUGAAUUUCGUACGUAUGAGUGUGUGUGUGUGUGUGUGUACCGGUAUGUAUGUGUGUGUGCUGAUAACACAAGUUCACAUCACAUUACACAUUUUUUCUGUUCUUAUGUAAUUAUUUGUGUGUGAUAUUUAAAUGAGUCACUUUAUCCGUAAGUAUUGUACAGUUAAAAAUAAAUGAUGCCUCUGA
This is a messenger RNA of Homarus americanus (American lobster), 12631 nucleotides long. RefSeq names its product REST corepressor 1-like. Gene Ontology annotation, molecular function: transcription corepressor activity. Bases 122 to 1450 code for a protein of 442 amino acids. The transcript has 10 exons. The record is from RefSeq and is a predicted model, not a curated record. Gene Ontology annotation, biological process: negative regulation of DNA-templated transcription; regulation of transcription by RNA polymerase II. Gene Ontology annotation, cellular component: histone deacetylase complex; transcription regulator complex. Lineage: Eukaryota; Metazoa; Arthropoda; Malacostraca; Decapoda; Nephropidae.